Sphaeroforma arctica JP610 is the source of this 716-nucleotide messenger RNA. RefSeq lists its product as hypothetical. The transcript has a single exon. The record is from RefSeq and is a predicted model, not a curated record. NCBI's taxonomy places the organism in Eukaryota, Ichthyosporea, Ichthyophonida. The coding region runs from base 228 to 716 and encodes 162 amino acids.
UAAAAAUUAUUUAAAUUAAUACCAUACAGUUGGACGCGCUAAGGCUGUAGGGUGCGUGCUUGUUAUUUAUGAGAGUAUGCAUGAACGUGUAGGGGGUGGAGAUAUAUACUUAAUCAGGUGAUACAUACGUAUGUGAUGCAAAAGAGUUACUGACGUAUUGAACUGUAUUCGAGUACUUGGGGGUACCUUGCACUUAGACAUACUCAAUACAUUACACCAAGAUCAAGAUGGCGACACUCUCAAACACACGAGUGAACUCUCGUAAGGAGAAACUAGUAGAAGGACUGCAUGCCAAAUGGGAGACAAGUGCACCUUUAACUGAUUUUCAAUCAGAUCAAAUUGUUGACCUGGCUGCCUUAGUCUCUGAGGCACUAUCUCCCCCUAGCAACGACAACGACCCACACACCAGCACGAGUCUGGACAAGAAUAACAGUAUCGGCCGAGAUUCUAUACAUUCUAUUACCGAGUUAUCUAGUAAUAAUAGUGGGAAUACAGGUGCAAAUAGCUAUACUAUGGCACAAAGCGAGAGAGACAGCAUUGAUAGUCUGUCCGGCGGGGGUCUUGGGAUAGCACGCUCAAGGAGUAUUGCAAGCUCGGGCGAGGGAGACGUAGUGGAUACUAAUUUGGACCCUGUGGUCCACACACACCAUUUCUAUGCUUGGUUUGCCAAUGUAGAGAGUGCAAUGGAUGUGGAACAGGAAUCCAUGUAUAGGUGA